This is a messenger RNA of Rubroshorea leprosula, 694 nucleotides long. Lineage: Eukaryota; Viridiplantae; Streptophyta; Magnoliopsida; Malvales; Dipterocarpaceae. The record is from the annotation of a GenBank genome assembly.
CUCCUUCCUUCAAAGUCUAUAUAUAUGCUGACAUAAGAGCUGUGGGUAUCAUCCAUAGCAAUUAGCAAACUCAAAUUCCUUACUUAAAAGCAGUUUACAGGCGAUUUCAGGGGAGACCAAUUCAGAUACUCACACAGCAUCAAUGAAGAGUCUUUUUGUCAUCCUUUGUUUUCUGGCGCUGGUGGUUUCAGUGGAAUUUAAUGUUGUCAACGGCAGAGCUCUGCGAUUGAUGGAGACCGCAGUGGCUGGCUGUGAGGAUGGAGGAGGAGCUGGAAGAAUGGGUUCGGCGGGGUUUGCUGUUUCUGCAACCAACUCGAGCGGGAGUCCUUCAGUGAUCAUGAGGAGCUUGGCUUUUAGAUUAGCCUCUGGACCAAGUGAAAAAGGUCCUGGCCAUUAGCAAGAUCUUUAUUUUAACUUUAGUUUUGCACAAGAGACCCUAUUUUGCAAUCGAGACCAUACCAGAUUGCAAAAUGGUAAUGGUUGUGCAAUUUUGAAAUUUAGGACUCUCCAUGUGAUAGUUUUUGUUGUGUUAUUUGGUAUAGUUUAUACUGUAAAUCAGUUUUUUGUUUACACAAAUAUGUGAACUAGAUUUUUUUCUUUUUUCUUUUUUUGGUCUUUUCAUUUUUGAAAGGAUUUGUUUUAAGAUUUUUAUACACUACUUGUAAUUAGACAGAAAUUAAUUAAAGUGAGUUAG